AUGCAGCGUGUUCUACAGGAUGAAGCACAACGUUUGGCAGAAGACAGCUUCUUCGAACGACCCACCAAACUAGAAACUGUCCAAGGAAUGAUUCUCCUGGCCGCUUACUCCGAAAAGACAUGGUUCUCUAUUGCUCUCAUUCUUCGCACCGCCUUGGAUUCUGGGUUGGAGAAAUCUUUGGACACUUUGUUGUCCCAAGAAAAUGUACCCCGAAGUUCGCUUUCGGCUUCUAUGGCUGAACGUGAACUGGUAUGGAAGACUAGGACCUGGUUAAUCACUUUCAUCUUGGAAUUGGACGUUGCAUCUGGUACAGGACGUAAAUCACGCAUUGCCGAGGUCGACGUGGUAAAGCUGCGCAGGUUCCUUGACUAUCCCCUCUCCCUGCCCUGCGAUAUGCGUACAGUGUGUAUCAUUGAGCUUCAUCAACUUCGAGGUAAUUCUCGUGUGAUAAUUGACAACACUUCAAGUACUAGCGAUAUUGUGUCCACAGAACUACCGGCCAUUAUGACAAGAUUGCAAAACUGGUGGACGACGUGGGAUGAGAUCCAUGAAAGGGCUUUUCAACGCAGCAGCCUCAAGCUUAUGCUUCACUACGCCAGGAUUUUUGUUUUCUGUGCUUCACUGGCACGGAUUCAAAAAUUACCACCGACGUACACGGACUCGGGCACGGAAAUGCUCGACCAGGAUGUGAUGGACCUAUGGCAGUCCCUUGUGACGACCAUCAUGGAACAAUUAAGUUUUUUGAUUAACGAGCCAUCUUACCGCUGUCAAUUACCCUGGGCGCCAACGUAUCCAGCUCUCACGAUCGCUUUCAUCACAACAUUCGCUCUUCGGAUCGCUAGAUGGCGUCCGAAUCUGAUCAACCAAGGUCUUCUACUUGCACGAGCAGAAAGGAUCUGCGAUUUCCUCAAACAACCCCCAUAUCCCGAUAUCCACCGGACUGUCUCCAUCUUCGUGAACUAUGCACGCGCCUUGAUUGCCAGUCAGCGUCCACAGAGUAACCAUAGUACGGAUUUACCCAUGAUGUCUCAUCAAAAUGAGGGCCCAAUCUUCGAGGGAGCUGGUAACCCCAUGAUCAACGGGCCGCCUCCGUCGGAAGUAGGUCCCCUCGACGAUCUCCGCUACAGAACUGGCUCGACCAUUCAGGCUGGUAAAGAUUCGAAUAUGGUCUCGAUGUCAAGUAAUGACCCAUCUGCGGUGGCUCGAGCGCCCGUAUCUCGGCUAUCCGGCACGAUGGAGGCACCCAACUGGACUGUAUCGAACUCCAUUGCAGAUUCCUUUGACAGGGAUAAGAGUUCUGAUAAGAGACCUCUUGCUUCAACGGAGAAGAAUCAAAGUUCAAAUGGCGAUUACCAAGUAGUUGAAUUGUCUCAAGAUCAACUACUUGUCGAGUUUCAAGAGAACUCAUCAAGAAAUCCACCAAACUGGGCCUUUAUGAAAAAGGUUUACAACGCAGUUAUCGCACUAUUGAUUGUCCUUAAUAGCGGCAUAUCAUCUGCACUCCCUAGUAAUGCAGUCCCCGCCAUCAUGCAGGACUUCCACGAGUCCGGAGACCAGCAGAAGGUCUUACCAACUGCCGUCUUUCUCAUCGGCUAUGUGGUUGGACCUCUGCUAUUCAGUCCAUUGAGUGAAACUAUUGGCCGAAAACCCGUUCUCGUCUGGUCUUUCAGUGUUUUCGUCCUCGCUACCCUUGGGUGUGCUCUGUCGCCUAAUUGGUCCUCUCUUCUCAUCUUUCGGACCAUUUGUGGUCUUGCCGGGGCCGCUCCGCAGACGGUGGUAGGUGGUAUUUACGCGGAUCUGUUUUUUGAUCUGCGAAGUCGUGGUCGUGCGAUGGCGAUGUAUAUGUCGGCUUGCAGUUUUGGUCCGAUUUUAGGCCCCAUUAUCUCCGGGUGCUCGGUCCAAUAUGGCUGGAGAUGGACUUUCAGGAUUGACCUGAUUCUGACAGGUAUUACUUGGUUGGCUCUGCUCUUCACGUCUGAAACUUUUGGCCCAGCACUUUUGAAGCGACAGGCUGCCAAGUUGAGAAAGGAUUCAGGAUCCAAACGAUACUUCUCGCGUCAGGAGCUCAAUCUGGACUCGAGAUUCACUCUGGUGGAAAAUAUCACUCGUCCCAUCACAAUGCUCUUCUUCGAGCCUAUCAUCACCUCCACCGCCAUCUAUAUCGCCAUCGCAUAUAGUCUGGUAUUCUUUUAUUUCCAAGCCUAUCCCAUCAUCUUUGGGGGUGUCUAUGAUUUCACCAUCGAGCAAACUUCCCUCACAUACAUCCCAAUUGGCGUAGGCGCAGCAUCUUCCGGCUUCGUCGCUCUCUCCUACGACCUGAUCUACGAAAAAGCCAAAAAGCUCAACAAAGUAUGGACCUCCAGCCCAGAAUACCACCGACUCCCUAUGUCCUGCAUCGCCGGGCCCUGUCUAACAGUGAGCAUGUUCUGGCUCGCCUGGACAGCAAAGCCCACCGUGCACUGGGCAGCGCCUGUGAUGUCAGGGUUCAUCUUUGGGUUCGGAUUCCAAACCAUCUUCAUUUCACUUCUUACCUAUGUGACCGAUGCAUACAGGAUUUACUCUGCCAGCGCCCUGGCAGCUUCGGUUAUUGUGCGGAGCAUUGCUGGAGCGCUUUUCCCGCUGGCUGCUGAGUCGCUCUAUAACUCUUUCGGGGUUUCUUGGGCUACUUCUCUCCUUGGGUUUGUAAGUCUAGCGUGCAUUCCGAUUCCGUUUGCUUUGGUGCGCGGGGGACCUUGGAUUCGGGAGAGAAGUCCCUUCUGUCAGAGGUUGAUGGUGGAGGAGAAACUCAGGGCUAAUAGGUCGAAGACUCCUGCGCGGGUAUAG
Molecule: messenger RNA, 2823 nt
Organism: Penicillium digitatum Pd1
Lineage: Eukaryota; Fungi; Ascomycota; Eurotiomycetes; Eurotiales; Aspergillaceae
Source: RefSeq, a predicted model, not a curated record